AACGGACGAACCCAAGACAGGACAGGUGGAGAAAGCGGUGAGGUAGCUUUGGCCCCUUCACCCGCCUGGACCCGGACAACUGGGUGUUUACUGAAUUAUGGCAAUUUUAUGUAUGUGGAUACAAUUAAAAUGUGUGACUAUAUCCUAUCACAUACUUAAUCUCGGGAAGUAUGGUAGAUAUGUAUAUUAGUUAUUUGAGUAUUUAUUUAUGCGCACGUUCUACUUCAUUACUGAGCUAAUCUUAAAUAUUGUUGGUGAAAAGAAUUAAGUAGGUACCUUCCUAAAACUAACCUAACCUAACCUUAUCUUUCGAACGUGUUAUGUUGUAUGAAUUCACUACAACCAAUACACUAUAACCAUAUUUUCUAUCGUCCCAAGUUUCUUAAAAUAUACAUCGAAACAUAAAUAUAAAUUAGCUCAUUUCGAUGCAGGUAAACUCGUAAUACUUUCACCUUCGUACUACGCACGUAAAAGCCGCCUUAAAUUCGACUGAGCUUGAUUUCCUUUUUUAACCCAUAUUUUUAUGGAACAUUAACAAAAGCUGGGGGUUCCAGUUCAUAUAUUACGUAUACGCCGCUACCUAGACAGCGCCACUGUGCUAACCUAUCCUAUGAAUCCGAUAAUCCGAUCCCACCUAAUACAUUAAUACAUAGUAAGAUUUUUGCUUUGUCUCUUUUUGAUUUGUUAGGAAAGGUCACUUACUAUUCAGUAGCAAAUAAAAUCAUCAUCAUCAUCAUGUCAGCCUUUUAUCGCCCACUGUUGAGCAUAGGCCUCUCUUCUAGUACGCCAUGUAUCCCGGUCCUGAGCUAGUCUCAUCCAGCAAAUAAAAUAUCAGUCAUCAAGUCAUAGAUUCACGAAGUCGUGUUAAUUUGACAAAACGCGUCAUCAUAAAUUACAUGAUCGAACGCAGUAUGAUUUGAUCAUCAAGAUUUAAUCUGCUAGUUAUUUUGACGUCAACGAACCCAAAAAUGUCAGGAUUUGUUUGAGUGAAUCAGUUCUUCGGCCUCUAAAAUGUACCGUGUUUAUUGCUGGUUUAAUCAUACUAGUUCAUUGACGAUGCGCAAAAAUAGGAAAACAUCAUCAAUCGCACAAACUAGCUGCAAAAAUAGUAGACUUUAGGUAAUGGUCUCAACUCAAUACUCGACAUUUACUUUGAUUUACCGAUGCAUACUGAAAGAAUGAAAUUCACUUUCGUUUCGCAUUGGUUAUCGUUACCGAGUGCCACACGCUGAAGGAGACCUCAUGUCGAUGAUCGACUUUCGCUACUGGCGUUGUGUGAUGAAACGAGAGUGGAAAUGUCCGGAUUCAGAAAUUAAUUUCUUCUUGUAUACGCCGGAACGGCCGUGGAAGCAAUGGAUCGACGUGCGCCACAAGGAUCUUCUAGACGUGUACGGUUGGAAGAGGAGCAGAAAGAACGUGCUCAUCAUACACGGGUUCAAUGGAACACAUUCCAAGAAUCCUAUGUCGUUUUUACGUGACGCAUACCUGUCCCGCAAAGACUACAACGUGUUUAUGGUGGACUGGUCCCCUCUAAGCAGAUUUCCAUGCUACCUUUCCGCGCUGUCUAAUCUAAGGUUAACAGCCCAGUGCACAGCACAACUGUAUUCAUACAUAACGCAAGCCGGCGCCAUGGCUAAGAUGAUCACCUGUGUCGGCCACUCGUUGGGCGCCCAUGUGUGCGGCAUGACGUCCGAACAUCUCUCCAAGAAACAGUACAAGAUUAUUGGCCUAGAUCCAGCUCGUCCGCUAGCUUCCGCCUACGGCUCCAGUCAGUACCGCCUGACAAGGCACGAUGCGCAUGUGGUGCAGGUGAUACAUACGAACGCUGGCUUCCUGGGCGAGUCCGGCUUGAUCGGCCACGCUGACUUCUGCAUCAACGGCGGCAGGACUCAGCCCGGCUGUCAAGGGCACUUUAUGCGAAUAGCCCGCUGCAGUCACUUCAUGAGUUCCUGCUAUUUCGCGGCGAGCGUGCGACAAAACAGGAGUAUCCGAAUGGUGGGUGUGCCGUGCGACUCCAACUGCCCGAAGGACCGCGGCCGCUGGGGCAUCCGUUUCGAUAGACGAGCUGUGCGGAUCGGUGAAGCUACUCCGGACACGUGCCGAGGCAUGUACUGCGUCAGUCUAGAUCACGAAGAAGCAUGCCCAUUCGAUUAGUAUGUACAUACGUUAUUAUUUAAUUUCAUAUUUUUAAUUGUACAUAAGAUGUAUUUAAUACUUUGUGGCAGAAAUAAACGUAAGU
Molecule: messenger RNA, 2239 nt
Organism: Leguminivora glycinivorella
Lineage: Eukaryota; Metazoa; Arthropoda; Insecta; Lepidoptera; Tortricidae
Product: lipase member H-B
Exons: 8
Coding region: 1243-2154 (303 amino acids)
Molecular function (GO): lipase activity
Source: RefSeq, a predicted model, not a curated record